Messenger RNA from Python bivittatus (Burmese python), 1931 nucleotides. Lineage: Eukaryota; Metazoa; Chordata; Lepidosauria; Squamata; Pythonidae. The record is from RefSeq and is a predicted model, not a curated record.
UCCCUUUCUCCUGGAAAACCACUCUUCUUAUAGGGAGAGGAUAGUGGUUAGAGCUGAAGCUGGAUGGAUGGUUAUGGGGAAAGGGGCAAGCGCGAAAGCCCUCGGACUGAUCCCGUUCCUCCUCGCCUGGCUCUGCAUCUUCCCCGCAGUGAUGUCUCCAUGCAAGAUCAUGAAGUGCAACUCUGAAUUUUUGGCCGCCACAUCGGGGACACAGCCCCCAGGCCCUGAGGAAGCUCCUGAGUUCUGUACUGCCCUGCGGGCCUACGCUCUCUGCACCCACCACACGGCUCGCACCUGCCGGGGAGACCUCUUCUACCAUUCUGCAGUCCAUGGCAUCGAUGAUCUCAUGACCCAACACAACUGCUCCAAAGAUGGGCCCACCUCCCAGCCCCGCCUCCCCCCGCUGCCCCGGGGUGACAGCCAGGAGCGCUCUGACAGCCCGGAGAGCUGUCAUUAUGAACGUAGCUUCCACAAACAUUCCUUGCGUCCCAACUACACCCACUGCGGGCUGUUUGGAGACCCGCACCUGCGGACGUUUUCAGACAGCUUCCAGACAUGCAAAGUCCAGGGGGCCUGGCCGCUCAUUGACAACAACUACCUGAAUGUGCAGGUCACCAACACCCCUGUCUUGCCUGGCUCCCUGGCAACAGCCACCACCAAGCUCACUAUCAUUUUCAAGAGCUUCCAGGAGUGUGUGGAUCAAAAGGUGUACCAGGCAGAGAUGGAUGAACUCCCAGCAGCCUUUGCUGAUGGCUCCAAGAAUGGCGGUGACAAGCAUGGUGCUAACAGCCUGAAGAUCACCGAGAAGGUGUCUGGCCAACACAUUGAAAUUCAGGCCAAAUACAUUGGCACCACCAUCGUGGUGAGGCAAGUCGGCCGCUACCUCACCUUUGCCGUCCGGAUGCCAGAGGAGGUCGUGAAAGCUGUGGAGGAUGGAGACAACCAGGGCCUCUAUCUCUGCCUCCGGGGUUGUCCACUCAACCAGCAGAUAGACUUCCAUGCCUUCCAUUCCACCCCAAAGGCUACUGAAAACCGCCCCCACCGGAAAGGCUCAAACCUACCUUCUUCACCAGAGGCAUUCACCUACGAAACAGCCACAGCCAAAUGCAAAGAGAAACUUCCAGUAGAGGACUUGUACUUCCAGUCCUGUGUCUUUGACCUCUUGACUACAGGCGACGUCAACUUUACCCUUGCUGCUUAUUAUGCUUUUGAAGAUGUCAAGAUGCUCCACUCCAACAAAGACAAGCUUCAUCUGUUUGAAAGGACACGACACUUGGAGUCAGGCAAUAUGGCCAGCUUAGAGCCUUCCGUGGCUCUGUUUCUUUCACUCUUGGCAUUCCUAUGCUUGAAUCAAAGUCCAGCCCUUUUCUUAUAGAUGUGCAUAGACACACCUGGUUGAGCUGGGAAACUGAGGAACAAAAUUAUGGCUUGUGUGAGGUGUGAGACUGACGCAACCGGGAGCUUGUGUACAUUGACCCAGAUAUUUCCAGAAAACACCACAUUGAAUGAGUUUGGAUCUUCCUGCCAACGAAGGUUUCUCCACGUGGAAGAGUUUUCAGGAGACUAGAGGUCACAUGAGCUACAUUUCUUCCUCCUCCAGUUGCUAUAGAUGAUGGAAAGCUCUUCUUUCUCACCUUCUCUCAGAUGUCCUUUUCGCUGUACUACAAAUGGUUGUGGUGGACAUGACAAUGGCAUUUGUAUAAUAGUGUUUGGAGAGGCAACCAGAAUUGUUACUUCUGGAAAUAAGUUUAUAAUUGUGCGAAUAGUGGCUUGGGAACAACAGAAGACUGUUCAAAUAGUCCCUAAGUGGGCCGGACAUGGGCAGAGUCUCAUUGCCUUGGGGGUCUCCCUUUCCAUCCUGCUCAUGAGAAAUUGGUUCAUGGGGUUGCAUCCUUGGGCAUGGAUGCCUGCCGGUGCAUGCCUCUCUCCAA